AUGGUAAAGCCACAUCUUCGUCACUACUGCGUCGUUGGUCGCGAGACCCCAUCUGAGAAGAACCCCACACCAACGGUGUACAAAUUCGAAGUCUUCGCCCCCAACUUCGUUGUUGCCAAGAGCCGCUUCUGGCGUAUGAUGCGUGAGAAGAAUAAGGUGAAGUCCACACACGGUGAUGUGCUCUCAUGCCGUGUGGUGAAGGACCGCAAGCUGGCGGCCCGCAACUACAGUGUGGAUAUCGCCUACUACAGCCAGCGCUGCGGCUACACACACAUGGUGAAGGAGUUCCGGGAUGUGUGCAAGGCCGGUGCGGUCAGUCAGGCUUAUCACGAUCUCGCCUCUCGUCAUCGUGCACGUUAUCACAACAUUGAGGUGCUUGGCGUGAAGAGCGUGCCGAACCACGCCGUGCGUCGCCUCAGCGUGCAGCAGUAUCACGAUAAGGACUUGUCCUUCCCACUGCUGCAGCGCCGUGUCAAGGCGGCUCGCAAGGACCGUGCUAUCUUUGUCAAGAAGAACACGAAGCGUGCUGUGGUGGCUUAG
Molecule: messenger RNA, 540 nt
Organism: Trypanosoma theileri
Lineage: Eukaryota; Euglenozoa; Kinetoplastea; Trypanosomatida; Trypanosomatidae
Product: 60S ribosomal protein L18a
Exons: 1
Coding region: 1-540 (179 amino acids)
Biological process (GO): translation
Cellular component (GO): cytosolic large ribosomal subunit; ribosome
Molecular function (GO): structural constituent of ribosome
Source: RefSeq, a predicted model, not a curated record